This is a messenger RNA of Amaranthus tricolor (Joseph's coat), 2866 nucleotides long. RefSeq names its product putative nuclear RNA export factor SDE5. The transcript has 12 exons. The record is from RefSeq and is a predicted model, not a curated record. Gene Ontology annotation, biological process: protein complex oligomerization. NCBI's taxonomy places the organism in Eukaryota, Viridiplantae, Streptophyta, Magnoliopsida, Caryophyllales, Amaranthaceae. Bases 263 to 2503 code for a protein of 746 amino acids.
GGUAAAGCAGUACAACUAGUCAUCAGACCCGUUAUAUUUUAACUCACAAUAAAUAAUAUUCUAUUGUCGGGUACACUGCACAGUAGUACUAGUGCAAUUCUAUACUUCCUUCUUAAGAUUUCAUCAACCAAUAUUUGAUUUUUGUACCACUUGUUCAACAAUUAUUGGUUGCAAAUGUGCUUAUACUUGUGUGCUUCUCGUUUUCACUCUCCUUGUAAAGGGUAGCAGAAAAGCAGUAGACUUAUGUUCACUGAAAUUCAGAAUGGAGGGGCCAAUGGUUACAAGAAAGCAUGACCAUGGAGACAAGUCGUUGAAGUUUCUGCUUGAUACAUUUGGCUCUUCAUUCUCUAUAGGGGAGAUUGCUUCUGCCUUUUGCAAUGCAGGCCGAGAUGUUAAUGUGGCUGGUGAGAUUCUUCGCGGUAUGCAGACAGUCCCUUCUGCUGAUGGAACUCGUUUAACUAAAGCAUCUAAGUUGAAAACAAGUCCUGCUUCGAUGAGUACUAUUUCAACUGUUGGGAAAAGUUGUGUUUGGCGUGUUGUUGGAUCGAAUGGAACUUCUAAUGGGACAAUGCCUCUAGAAUUAGGGGCAGCUUCGGUGGAUACCGGUUCAUCCGAUGGGAAAAAUUAUGUUUGGCGUGCUGUUGGAUCGAAUGGAACUUCUAAUGGAAAAAUGCCUCUAAAAGUAGGGGCAGCUUUGGUGGAUACCAGUUCAUCCGAUGGGGAAAAUUAUGUUUGGCGUGUUGUUGGAUCGAAUGGAACUUCUAAUGGGACAAUGCCUGUAAAAGUAGGGGCAGCUUCGGUAAAUACCAGUUCAUCAGAUGGGAAAAAUUAUGUUUGGCAUGUUGUUGGGUCGAAUGGAACUUCUAAUGGGACAAAUACAAUGCCUCUAAAAGUAGGGGCAGCUUCGGUGGAUACCGGUUCAUCCGAUGGGAAAAAUUAUGUUUGGCGUGUUGUUGGAUCAAAUGGAACUUCUAAUGAGACAAUGCCUCAAAAAGUAGGGGUAGCCUCGGUGGAUACCGGUUCAUCUGAUGGCGAUGGGAAAAAUUAUGUUUGGCGUGUUGUUGGAUCGAACGGAACUUCUAAUGGGACAAAUACAAUGCCUUUAAAAGUAGGGGCAGCUUCGGUGGAUACCGGUUCAUCCGUUGGGAAAAAUUAUGUUUGGCGCGUUGCCGCAUCAAGUAAAACUUCUAAUGGAACAAUGCCUAUAGAAAUAGGGGAAACUUCAGUUGCUAUCAGUUCAACUGUUGGGAAAAAAGCUGCUGGAACAAAUGAGACUCCUAACGGGGAACAAGCUUUGAAAGUGAAGGCAGCUUCAGUAGUUACCAGUUCAAGUGUUCGUGAGAAAAAUUGUUUUUGGAGCGUUGUAGGAUCUAAUGGAACUCGUGAUGGGAAAAGACCUUUGAAAGUAGAGGCUAAUGGGUUUCAUGUACCAGUCAAAACUUCAGACAAACCCUUGCUUUCAAGGGAUGCUGAUUUGGGUUUGUUUGAAACCUCCUCAUCGGAAAGUAAUCCCAGUUCUGAUGACCACAUGGAGAAAUUCUUGUUUGACAUGUUUGGACAUGGAUUUCAACUCGAAAGAAGUACAAUUCGGGAAAUGUUAGGUCAGUGUGGAUACGACAUGAAGAAGAGCUUGGAAGCAUUGUUAGAUCUUACAGCCGUAACACUUGACAGAAGAAAUAACUUGCUCGAGGGUAGACAUGUGCAUUCCAACUCCAAAAAUCUUUCAUCUAGUAGCCGAAUACAAAAACAAGCAUAUGCUAUAAGUAAUGGUUGUAGUACCAUGAGAUCCAAUGAGAAAUAUGAUCGGCAAGAGGAGAGCUUAUCUGCAGUAUUUCCCGCUCCUGAGCAGCGAGACUUGUCUUUCAGUGCUUCUAUUCCUGGAUCAGCUACAAGUUCUUGCGCAACAAGAGUAGUGAUUGAGCCUGUGAAAGACAUUGCUGGGGACUUUAAGGCGAAAACCACAAUGUCACACCUUGACAAACUGAAAGAUGUUGUUGAAGAGGGUAGCUAUAAUACCCUUCGCAAAGCCGUGAAAGAACACCGUGAAACAAUGAAGAAGUAUUAUAAAGAUGCGGCAGAAGCUUUUGCAAGAGGUGAUCGUGAUCAAGCACUUGCGCUGCUCGAAAAGGGACAGUUUUUUUACAAAAAAGCUCGUGAAGCUGAUGAAGAAUCUGUCGCAAAAAUAUUUGAGACCAGCACUGGCGAUGACACGGUGGAAGACGAAGUCUCUCUUGACUUACAAGAUCACAAUGUUAAAGAGGCAAUACAACUUGUGAAACUUCACCUUCGUACACUCUCUGGCAUUCCCUUUGUUAGGAAUCUAAAAAUCUUAAUUGGGAAUGGAGAUCGAGAUGUUAAAAAGCUAAAACGACUGAUUUUUAAGCUAUUGGAUAAGGAGGGCAUUAGUUGGAUCGAAGAUGAGAAAUGUGGUACAAUACUGAUACGUUUGGAUGAAAUCAACCCGAAAACCCUUAGCUUCGGUAGAAAAGUUUGUCAAAUAUAAGAAUUGAAGUUGUGUUGCAUCGAAGAUACAUGAAGAACAUCUACAAUUGUUUGGAAUCAAAGAAAUCAUCCAAAAACCAUUUUUUGGGAAUUUAAUCAUAUGAUUGUUCUAUUUGUGGCUUCCUCUACAUGGUUUAAAAUAAAUUACACUACAAGUAUUUCCUAAUAGUGAAUAGUGAAAGAGCUUUCAUGAGCUUCUUGAAGUGUAAAUGGCAAGAGAUGUUCAAAAAUCAUUAUGAAUACAAAUGCACAAGGAUUUUAUGAAUGUAAUGAUGUAUUUAGGUCUCUUGUAGGGUUUUCCAAUGAAAAACAAGUGUUAGGAAUUGGUAAUCAUUAUAGAAUAAAGUAGUAUCUUUGGUUGUUA